CGAUGAAGCGGGCGGAUUUAGUCCCCUUGCUUUUCCAAGCUACUGUCGAAGCAUCGGACGGCUCUGAAGUUUCACUACUAAAUCUCUUCCGGCAUUUUCGCGAGACCAUCAACAUCAUCUGGCCAUUCGUGGGAGUUCCGCAAGUUGUUCCGGCUGCUUUCGGCCUGGCAGGGUAUUUACAGUCAAGAGGCUUUGAGGAACUCGAGGACAAUAGACAAAGAGACGAUAUUUCGAAAGAAGAUAUCCAACGAGGAGCGGACACUCGAACCACCAUCUACCAGGCAUCAGCAAAUAAUGAAGUUUUCGAGAUGUUGACUACCUACCACGGCGAUUUCGCAUAUGCACUGAAUACAGUUGGGUUUGGGUACAACUUAGGCCGCAUGCCUAGUAAAGACUUUUCUUUGCCUGAAGUAGAAUUGAUCCUUACAAGCGCUCUUAUUGCCUUGAAUGCGACCAGACAAGCAGGCAGCCACAUCAAAGCAUGCAUAGCCUUCGGGUACUCUGAAGGAGAUCUACGGGCAGUCGCAGAUGCAGCUGAGAAGUUUGCCAAUUGGCAAGGACUUAAGCUUUCACCUAUCGACAUACAGCAAUUGCAUCGACAGGCUCGAGCAGUGAUGGAGUCCCUGUGAUGAAGUCCCUGUGAUGGAGUCCCUGUG
Messenger RNA from Exophiala viscosa, 656 nucleotides. RefSeq lists its product as uncharacterized. The annotation marks the transcript as partial. The record is from RefSeq and is a predicted model, not a curated record. The transcript has 3 exons. NCBI's taxonomy places the organism in Eukaryota, Fungi, Ascomycota, Eurotiomycetes, Chaetothyriales, Herpotrichiellaceae.